This is a messenger RNA of Echinops telfairi (small Madagascar hedgehog), 1292 nucleotides long. Its product is annotated as solute carrier family 26 member 10. The record is from RefSeq and is a predicted model, not a curated record. The transcript is spliced from 13 exons. Gene Ontology annotation, biological process: transmembrane transport. Gene Ontology annotation, molecular function: chloride transmembrane transporter activity; oxalate transmembrane transporter activity; bicarbonate transmembrane transporter activity. Bases 1 to 1173 code for a protein of 390 amino acids. Gene Ontology annotation, cellular component: membrane. NCBI's taxonomy places the organism in Eukaryota, Metazoa, Chordata, Mammalia, Afrosoricida, Tenrecidae.
AUGAGCCCCUCAAGGUUGCCACCCACAUCCCUGCUUGUCUCUCUUCCUCAGGUGCUCCUGGCCUCAGUGCUUUGCUUCACCUCUUCUCUGGACACAAGAUACAACAUCCAGAUAGUGGGGGUGCUCCCUGCAGGAUUCCCUCACCCUCUCCUUCCCAGCCUGACUGAGCUGCCUGGGAUUCUGGCCGACUCGCUGCCCAUUGCCCUGGUGACUUUCGCUGUGUCGGCCUCUCUGGCCUCCAUCUAUGCGGAUAAGUACAGCUAUACAAUUGACUCCAACCAGGAACUCUUGGCGCAUGGUGUCUCCAACCUCAUCUCCUCCCUCUUCUCUUGCUUUCCCAACUCGGCCACACUGGCCACGACCAGCCUACUAGUGGACGCUGGGGGCAAUACACAGCUGGCCGGCCUCUUCUCCUGCGGGGUGGUCCUGUUGGUCUUGCUGUGGCUGGGGCCCUUCUUCUACUACUUACCCAAGGCUGUCCUGGCAUGCAUCAACAUCUCCAGCAUGCGCCAGAUGUUCUUCCAGAUGCAGGAGCUCCCACAGUUAUGGCGGAUCAGUCGAGUGGACUUUGCUGUGUGGAUGGUCACAUGGGUUGCUGUCGUGACCCUGAGUGUGGACCUGGGUCUGGCUGUGGGCGUGGUCUUCUCCAUGAUGACUGUGGUCUGCCGAACCCAGAGGGUGCAGUGCCUGGCACUUGGACUCGCUGAAGGAACAGAGCUCUACAGGCCGCUCAGGGAGAGCCGCAAGCUCCUCCAGGUUCCUGGGCUCUGUGUCCUCAGCUAUCCCACACCACUCUACUUUGGAACCCGGGGUCAGUUCCGCCGUGUUCUAGAGUGGCAUCUGGGGCUUGGCGAGAGGGGCAAGGAGACUCCAAAGCCUCCUGAUGCAGUUGCUGAGCCUGUCCGAGUGGUGGUCCUUGACUGCAGCGGGGUGACCUUUGCAGAUGCUGCUGGGGCCAGAGAAGUGGUACAGCUGGCCUGCCGCUGUCGAGAUGCGGGGAUCCACCUUCUCCUGGCUCAGUGUAACGCCUCGGUGCUGGGGACUCUGACCUGGGCUGGACUCCUGGACACAGUCACCCCAGGUCAGCUGUUUGUGAGUGUCCAGGAUGCUGCUGCUCACGCCCUGGAGAGACUGGAACUCACUGGUCCAAAAAAUUGCACAGUGUGGGUCUGAUCCGGUCACUUGGAGAGUGGACAGCUCCAACAAUGUGGGGUCAUGGGGGGUGGGUGGACUAUGCUCCUAAGCCCCCAUAACUAGUGUGGCUAAUAAAACAAAGCGUGGGGCCUCUGGAA